Fulvia fulva is the source of this 1221-nucleotide messenger RNA. RefSeq lists its product as uncharacterized. NCBI's taxonomy places the organism in Eukaryota, Fungi, Ascomycota, Dothideomycetes, Mycosphaerellales, Mycosphaerellaceae. The transcript has a single exon. The record is from RefSeq and is a predicted model, not a curated record. Bases 1 to 1221 code for a protein of 406 amino acids.
AUGUCCAUGUCCCUGCCCAGCGAUCUUCCACCGUCUCCGCCUCUGACGCCCAAGUCAUCUCCCACCGACGACGUCGACGCCCUCCUCAGCGCGCUCCGCCUCGUCGCACGAGGCCGGUUGCCAUCUCCGCGGCGCGACCAGUACUCCUUCCCUCUUCCGCCAGCUGCCUGGCCCAUUUUUCAGGCGCGCCUGUCCGCCGAGGCGCCGCUGUUGGCGUGGUUCACCGCGCACGCGCGAUACGACUACACCCCCGACCCCGACGGCACUUUUGUGCUGCGGAUGCCUGGCAAGGUUCACGAGAACUUCAUUGCAAGCUUCAACUCCUAUGUCGUGCGCGAAAUCUUGCCCAAGCUGUCAGCACUGGACGAGCGAUUGAGCGGCCUAGGUUUGGGAGGUAGUCGCACUUUGUCCUUUGAGCCGGAGCAGCGCGGAGCUGCCGAAAGCGCCGAGGACCAAGAGGUCGAUGAAGGAUCUCGAGUGCAAGAGCAAGCUGUCCAGGACAAACAAUCUCGCCCAAAGACGACCCUAGACAGGAGUCCAGACACAUGCAUCGUCUACAAUGGCCGCGACUACCACUACAAAUGGCCUGCGCUGGUUGCGGAGGUCAGUUAUACCCAGCAACGUCGAGCGCUGCCCCAUCUGGCCGACGACUACAUACUAGAAACCAACUUUCAAAUUCGCUGUGUCCUAGCAUUCGAUGUCCCAGACCGGCAGCACCCUAAAACGAAAGAUACCGACAUGACGGCUGUCGUCUAUCUCUGGCGACCAGGCUUCAAUGCCGAGGAAGAAGCCAUUAGUGAAGCUCAUGUCGAUGCGGUGCCCUUUCGCAGCGCUGACGGUAAGCCAUGCGACGGCGAGCUCACCAUCGAGAUGGCCGACUUGAUACCGAAUCCAAUCUACCAGGAUCUUCCGCAGCGAAUACAGGAAGCAUGUCCGAAGUUUACAAUUUCCUUCGCCCAACUUUCGGAGUGGCUCGAUUCUGCCGAACGCGAGACGUUCGUCCCUAACAUGCCUCCGCUAGCGCGAAAACGAAGGCGAGCUCUCACGCCCGAGGAAGUGCUCGGCGAUGAGCGCGAGAGAAAGUUUCGGAAACAAGAGCAGGUCGCGGAUGCUUUGACAGCGAAGGGAGAUGGGACUUGGAAAGGGACAACCACGGGUCGGACCAAAGCUCCUAUAACGCCGAGGAUGAGGCAAAGCGAACGGCUGAACCCGAAGGAUUGA